Molecule: messenger RNA, 897 nt
Organism: Exophiala oligosperma
Lineage: Eukaryota; Fungi; Ascomycota; Eurotiomycetes; Chaetothyriales; Herpotrichiellaceae
Exons: 3
Coding region: 1-897 (298 amino acids)
Biological process (GO): mitochondrial citrate transmembrane transport
Source: RefSeq, a predicted model, not a curated record
AUGUCUUCCAAACCGUCCGGCACUAUCGCAAUGCUGGCUGGAGGUAUUGCUGGGGCCUCGGAGACUGUUAUCACCUAUCCUGCAGAGUUCCUCAAAACACGGAGACAGCUUCCUGCCAGUAGCACCGGCAGACCUUCAUCUUCGAUUGCUAUAUUUCGUUCUGUGUUCAACUCGCAAGGUAUUCGGGGUAUCUAUGCAGGAUCUCCAGCACUGAUUGCCUCCAACACGGCCAAGGGAGGGGUACGAUUCUUCAGCUUCGAGAGCAGCAAGCAAGUCCUUGAGCGGACUAUUGGGUCAAACAAUGUCUUUGUCAACAUCCUAGCAGGUUUGUCUGGGGGCAUUGCCGAAUCAAUCCUGGUCGUGACUCCAGCCGAAGUUCUAAAGACCCAGUCCAUAGACAUGGCUGCUGCUGGGUCCAGGACAACGAGCACGCUUACCGUGGCCAGACAAGUUAUCAGGCUGCAUGGGCCUCUGGGCUUGUGGAGAGGCAUUACUCCCACUCUGUGCAAACAGGCAACAAACUCAGCAGUCAGGUUUGCCAGUUUUGGAGCGAUAAAGGAUUGGAUUUCCACGACAAGUCUGGCCAAAAGGCUGAAUAGCGCAGGCUUGACCUUACUUGCAGGCUCGCUGAGUGGUGCUGUAACGACUUACGCUUCAAUGCCUUUCGACAACAUCAAGACCAGAAUGCAAAGUACAGGGAGCACACAUCGGAGUAUGUUGGCAUGUGGAGUUUCCAUGCUUCAACAAGAAGGAAUCAAGGUGUUCUGGAGGGUAACGACCCCACGACUUGUCAGGUUGAUGCUUUCCAGUGGAAUUACAUUUGCAGUAUUCGACCAAAUUACCACCUUUUGUGCUUUAUCGAAUAAUGGACAACGUGAGACCUCAAGUCUUCUGUGA